Elgaria multicarinata webbii is the source of this 4705-nucleotide messenger RNA. RefSeq names its product remodeling and spacing factor 1 (gene RSF1). Bases 1 to 4278 code for a protein of 1425 amino acids. Gene Ontology annotation, biological process: negative regulation of DNA-templated transcription. Lineage: Eukaryota; Metazoa; Chordata; Lepidosauria; Squamata; Anguidae. Gene Ontology annotation, cellular component: RSF complex; chromatin. The transcript has 16 exons. The record is from RefSeq and is a predicted model, not a curated record. Gene Ontology annotation, molecular function: histone binding.
AUGGCGGCUGCGGCAGCGGCUCCCCCAUCCCCUCCUCCCCCUGCCGUCCCGCCGUCGGAGGGCCCGUCCUGCCCCGGUUCAUGGCCCAACUUCGCCGUCGUCUGCUCCUUCCUGGAGAGAUACGGCGCCCUCCUCGACCUGCCCGAGCUGCCCUUCCCGGAGCUGGAGCGAGUCUUGCAGCCGCCGCAGGAGCCCAGCGACCAGGUUCCAAGAGAACUGGUAGAACUUCAUCUGAAACUGAUGAGAAAGAUUGGGAAGUCUGUCACAGCAGACCGAUGGGAAAAAUACUUGAUCAAGAUGUGUCAAGAAUUCAAUAGCACCUGGGCAUGGGAAAUGGAGAAAAAAGGAUACCUUGAAAUGAGCAUUGAAUGCAAGUUGGGAAUACUGAAGUACCUUUGUGAGUGCCAGUUUGAUGACAAUCUAAAAUUUAAGAACAUCAUUAAUGAGGAAGAUGCAGAUGCUAUGCGCCUUCAGCCAAUUGGCAGAGACAAAGAUGGCCUGACAUACUGGUACCAGCUGGACCAAGAGCAUAAUGUUAGGAUAUAUGUGGAAGAGCAGGAUGAUCAGGAUGGGACCUCAUGGAAGUGCAUUGUCAGAAGCCGAAACGAGCUGGCUGAAACUCUUGAACUCCUGAAAGCACAAAUCGAUCCUGCACUAUUGAAAAAACAGCAACAGGAUAACUCCUCACAAGAAAGUCCUAGUACUGAAGACGAAGAGGCCAAAAAGAGGGAAGAAACGGCAGCCCAAGAAAGUGAAUUAAAGGUGAAGGAAGAGAAGGAGGGGAUAAAAGAGGAGCAGCCUAAGCAGUUGGAAAACCUUCCACUUCCCUCAAUUCCAGAAGAGGAAAACAAGAUAAAAGUAGAAAGAGUAGAGGAGAGAGAAAUCAUAAAGCUACCCGUUAUUGUAAAGCUAGAGAAGCCUUUGGAAAACAAUGGGGAAACACAUACCAAAGAAGAAAAUGACUCUUUUAAAGAAAAUGUUAAGCCUGUUAAACCAGAAGUGAAGGAGAAUAAGCUAGAGCCAAAAGACUUGAAAGAUGUAAAUAGCAACACGGAGAAAACUGUUCAUGAACCUGAGAGGAUAGAGUUCUGUGUUAGUGUCAAAACUCCCCAGGAAGCUGUGGAGAGAACGGCAGAAGAAAGUGAAAAAAUUAAAAAUGACCAGCAGGCAAAGAUUCCACUGAAAAAACGAGAGAUUAAGUUGACCGACGAUUAUGACAGUCCAUUAAAAGGACCCUUGCGGAAAUGUAUUACACCAACGAAGGAUGUUUUGAAGGAGGAAGGGAAACCAGAGGAGGAGAUGUUUAAGAGAGUUCCUACAAUUACUGAUGGGAAAUUCCUGGUAAACGGGGAGGUUAGUAGUGAGAAAAUCUUGCCAAAUAACAAGUUAGAACAUUCCCCCAGCACAAAGGAAGACACCCCCAGCUUGCCUAAGGAGAAAAAUGGCAGGAGCGGGGAGAAAAUACUGGAGACCGUCAGCACGAUAGUAAGAACAAGUGAUGUUGAGAGGAAUAUUUUGCAAACAGGGAAAGAGGUAGCUGGUGUGAUCACUGAGGUUUCUCAUCAGAAAGUGCCUUUAAAGGAGGAAACCGGUCCUAAAGGAAAGGAAAACCUGCAUGAGAGUAAAAGUUCAGAGGCUAUUGUAGAGGCACCUUCGAAAACAGGUGUUUGCCUGAAGAAACCAGAAGAAUCGGUUAAAGCAAAAGACAGCCUACCAUCUCCCAAGGAGUGUCUGGAGAAAUCCUUUAAGUCACCUUCUCCAAAGGAGCUGGUUACUCCAUCAGAUGAAGUGGGUUUGAAAAAUAAAAGUCAGCCAGAGGAGAAAUCGGAUUUACCAAGAGCAGAUGCUACUCUGUCCCCUGCUCCCGCCCUUCCCGCUGAGAAAUCUGUGCCUGGAAAAGAGGAUGCUGACCCUAAAAGUCCACUCCCAGAUAAAAACACAGUGCACAAGGAGCAGAAUUCUAAACCACAGAAGGACUCUGAAGCUGAAGAGAGAGAAGCCCCCAAAUUAGGCAAUGCCCAAAGUUCUGUCGAAGAACCUUCAGAGACUAAAAAAGAGUCUGUGAAAAGCAAGUGUAAAUAUAAGCUGAUCUCUGAAGAAGAAAGUUCUCUAACUGAGAACAGGGAAAUAACCUCUGAGAGGCAGAAAGAAGGAAUCAAGCUCACAAUCAGAAUCUCAAGUAGGAAGAAAACCGAUCCUCCUCCAAAGACUCAGAAUGCAGCGGAUGAAAAGGAGGAGGAGGUGGUCAGCGUUGGCCGUAUUCUAAGGCGGUCUCCCAGGAUAUCUAAACCUACGCCCAAGUUAGUGGAGACCCGGGAUCAGAAGCCUGAGAAAAAGCGGAACGAGGACGAGGAAGAGAAACCAGUCCCAGUGCAAAAGCAGGACAAGAAAGAGGACUCAAAAAAGCAAGAGAAGGAGAUGAAUUCAAAGGCCAGCAAGGCUUCACAGCGAAGUAAAGUGCGAUGGGCUGGGACUCGAACUCGUGGCAGGUGGAGAUACUCGAGCAAUGAUGAGAGUGAGGGGUCGGAGAGCGAAGAAGACUCUGAGGAGGAGGAGCAGGAGGAGGAGGAAGAACAUACACCUGCUGAUGAUGACGAGCCGUGCAAGAAGUGUGGCCUCCCCAAUCACCCAGAGCUAAUUCUCUUGUGUGACUCCUGUGACAGCGGCUACCACACGGCAUGUCUUCGACCCCCACUGAUGAUCAUUCCUGAUGGAGAGUGGUUCUGCCCGCCUUGCCAACACAAAUUACUCUGUGAGAAGUUAGAAGAGCAGCUGCAGGACCUGGAUGUUGUCUUGAAAAAGAAAGAACGUGCAGAGCGAAGGAAAGAACGCCUCGUGUAUGUGGGUAUUAGCAUCGAGAAUAUCAUUCCUCCGCGAGAGCCUGAAAUACCUGAAAGUGUGGACGAAAAGAAGAAAGAUUCCAAAAAAUCAAAGGCAAAGCUGCUUGAGAGGAGGUCGACUAGGCAAAGGAAGUGCAUCAGCUACAGGUUUGAUGAAUUCGAUGAAGCCAUUGAUGAAGCAAUAGAGGAUGACAUCAAGGAGGCAGAUGGAGGAGGCGGUGGAAGAGGGAAAGAUAUGGCUAACAUCACGGGGCAUCGGGGCAAGGAUAUUUCCACCAUCCUGGAGGAAGAAAGGAAAGAAAGCAAGAGGCCUCCGAGGGCGGUGGCCGUUCGCCGCAAGAAACGGCGGCGACUGAAUGACCUGGACAGUGACAGUAACUUGGAUGAAGAAGAGAGCGAGGAUGAGUUCAGGAUCAGUGACGGAUCCCAGGAUGAGUUUGUUGUAUCGGAAGAAAACCUGGAUGACAGCGAAGAGGAUCAGCCAUCGAACGACAGCGACACAGAGUUUUCCAGGCGCAGGCCCAGGCGGCAUCAUUCUCGGCCAAUGAGGCAGAGCCGACGGCUACGGAGAAAAACAGCCAAGAAAAGAUACUCUGAAGAUGACGAAGAGGAGGACUCUGAGGAUAAUGUAAGCGGCGACUCCGAAAGUGACGCUUCUUCCGAGUACAGCGACGAAGAUUACCUGGAAACCAGGCGGAGAAGAUCUCGGCGGAAUCAGAAGAGACAAGUCAACUAUAAGGAGGAGUCUGAAAGCGAGGGCUCUCAGAAAAGCUUCCGAUACGGGAAAGAGCUGAGAAGAGUUCAUAAGCGCAGGCUGUCCAGUUCAGACAGUGAAGAGAGCUAUGUGUCUAAGAACUCUGAAGACGACAGUGCAGCCAAGGUGUCAAAGAGGUCAGUUCGGAAACGCAGCCACAGCACGGACGAGUACUCGGAAGAGGAGGAGGAGGAGGAAGAGCGGCCCAUCCGAAAGCGUCUGAAUCGGAUCGAAACAGACGACGAAGACAAUUGCAGCACCCCCAACGACGACGCCAGCAAGCCCUCGCCCGCCAGCAAGCCCUCGCCCGCCAGCAAGCCCUCGCCCGCCAGCAAGUCCUCGACCCCCCACGUCCCGCAAGACGUCCCCAAGAAGCCCUGCUACCGGAUAGAAAGCGACGACGAAGAUGACUUUGAUAACGUUGGGAAGGUAGAGAGCCCGUUGGACUACAGCCUGGUGGAUUUGCCAUCUACCAAUGGGCAGAGCCCUGGGAAAACUAUCGAGAACUUGAUUGGCAAGCCCAGCGAGAAGACUCCCGCCCCCAAGGACAGCACAGCCAAUGCCAGCUUGGCGCCCAAUGGGACAAGUGGUGGUCAGGAGGCAGGAGGGCCAGAGGAAGAUGAGGAUGAACUCUUGCGAGUGACUGACCUUGUUGACUACGUCUGUAACAGUGAACAGUUAUAAGACUUCCAUUUUUGUGCUAAUUUAUUCCACGGUAGCUCAUACCAGCGGGCCAGUUAUUAAAAGGUGUUUUAUUUUUCCUAGAAAACUCUCCACUACAGUAUCACUUUUUAGCAGUCAGAAUUUCACCAGUCCUGCAGUUUUGAAUCAUUUUCUCUCUCUCUCUCUCUCUCUCUCUCUUUCUUCCCCACUCCCCGCUCCAUGAAGUGACCAGUUUUUUUGGGAACUCUUUUUUGAAAAUAAUUACUGUAAAUCCCCUGUUCUGAUUCCCCCGCCCUCCAGCGCUUCAUCCAGUUCCACUGCCUGAAUAACUUCAUCUACAUGCAGACCUUGUAGUAAAUGAGAGAUUUGUAUAUUUUUGACUUUAUAUUUCCUGAGUACACACAGAUUUGUGGGGGUGGGGGGUUGAAAGAAAGCAUUCCAAGUUGGU